This is a messenger RNA of Brugia malayi, 1563 nucleotides long. RefSeq lists its product as uncharacterized. The record is from RefSeq and is a predicted model, not a curated record. Gene Ontology annotation, cellular component: ubiquitin ligase complex; PcG protein complex. Lineage: Eukaryota; Metazoa; Nematoda; Chromadorea; Rhabditida; Onchocercidae. The transcript is spliced from 13 exons. Gene Ontology annotation, molecular function: ubiquitin protein ligase activity; chromatin binding. The coding region runs from base 1 to 1563 and encodes 520 amino acids.
AUGGUAUCUGGGCGUAGUGAUGGUUCACCUGCAUCACGACGCCUUACACUACCGCAGUUGACGUCAUAUGACAGGUCACGCAAACCACACACGUUAUGUUCCGGUGUUGAUACAAAAUCUAUUCAUUUUGAUUGGAUUAGUAAAGAGUUGGAAUGUGGCAUCUGCGAAAAGACAAUACAAAAUACGAUGGUUGUGAGGAAUUGUAUGCAUCGUUUUUGUGCAGAUUGUAUAUUGCAAAGAAUACACACUGGAGCGAGGAAGUGUCCCUCAUGUCAUAAAGUUCUUCCGAAAAAGACACCACUGAAAAGUGAUGCAAAUUUUGAUGCUAUUAUAAAUAAGUUCACACUGUCAGUCGAAAGGAGAUGUGUGAAACGUCCGAUCACCGAGUCAAGUAAUUUAUGUUUCACCAAGAAGAGGGUUUUUGAUAAGAAAUCAUCUAUUAAACGUUUGACGAGUUGGAAUACAGUAGUUCCUUCAUCUUCAUCAGAAUGGACACCUUCGAAAAAUGCUAAGGCGUCGGGAAAGUGCGAUUCGAUGACAGAUUCAGCAUCAAACAUACCUUUAGAAAUAAAACCACCGUUACUGCCUAGCAUGCAUUCCGAUGCAUCCGAUCCUCCGCUCACAAUUGAUGAAGAUUCUUCAGAUGAUGUUUAUCCGAAUUUCGAACAACCAACAACAUCGUCAUAUGCAGAGGGUGAAAACAGAUUAAAUGUUAAUGAUACAAGUCAAAAGAGAACAAAAUCGAGUCGGUUGGCAUCAAAUCACUGUGAAGUGACUCCAGUCGUUGUUUUGCAGAAGUCUAGGAGUCAUGAACGGCUUAAUGGAAUGGCUGUAAAGAAUGCUCAGGUUAAUGGUAAAAACGAGCGUUCUUCAAAGUGCUUGAACGUGUAUCCUAUUCUUGGUCCAUCUACGCACAUUGUAACAAAUCAAGUUAAUUCAAAUUUGAAUCUUCCGACUACUGUUUCGGUUUCUGGGAUUUCAAACGGAAGUUUGCUUCAUGCCAAUGGAAAUAGAAGCAAUUUCCUGGGAGAAGAUGUAAUGAUGAUGUCACCACGUUCUUCUGAGUAUUUGCUGAUGUCAGGAAAGCAGAGGUUAUCGUCAGGAAUAGAAUCAGAACUUGUUCUUAAUCCUGAUGCAAGUGUAGUGAGUGAUGACUCACUACCUAUUGCUGCUAAACAUUUGCGAUACAUUAUCACAUGUCCAACAACUACAGUUGGUCAUUUAUGUGAAUACAUACUGCAGCGAAUCAGGGUGGAGUCACGUGCUGAAUGGGGCAGAAAGUACAGUGAUAAGUGUCUACCGGAGCGCGUUCUCCUGUGUCCGGUAAAGUCUGAUCUAGCUCUAGAUGAUGUGCUCGUGGUAAAUGAAACGGGAGAGGGUCAGUUUACAACUUUAAAUGUUGGUGAACGGAACAGCGAUCCGAAGUCAGCUUCAGUUUUUACCAUUAAUUCACCAUUUACUGCAUUGGAUGAAUCGAUAACAAUUGAGCAGUUGAAAGCAGAAUAUUGGGCGAAUAAAAAGAGACCACUGAAACUUAUUUUUAAAUUUAUUGGAAAGUCAUAG